Molecule: messenger RNA, 2913 nt
Organism: Symbiodinium natans
Lineage: Eukaryota; Dinophyceae; Suessiales; Symbiodiniaceae
Source: the annotation of a GenBank genome assembly
AUGGCUCCGAGACAUGAUGGUCAUGAUGGGCAGAGCCAAGGCGGAUCUGGACAGGACCUACAUGUGGAUGUUUUCAAGGCCGCAGGUGCUGAUGAGGACCAGGGUGAAGGUGCUGCCUCUGAGGAGGAGGAGGAGGAAGGAGCAGAGGAUGGGCACUCAGAAGAGUGUUCGUCUGAAGGCUCAGGUGAUGAGUAUGCUGAUGCAGAAGGCAGUGAGGUUGAGCUCAGUUGCGAAAGUGAUGCUGAAGGAUCAGAAUGCAGAGGAGAGGAUGAUUCUGGUGAGGAGGACGAGGCUGGUCCAUUGCAUGACAUGGCGGCCGAUGAUGCAAAGGGCCAGGCGGGUGACAAAGUAUGUGGUGAUGAUGUACAUGGCAAAGGUGAGGAAGAUGCCCGCGAGGCUUCACUCGAGGCAAGCGUGGGGGAGAUCAGGGCGGCCGCCAACGUCCAAGCAGCUCGUGACGAAGGAAAGGCUGCUGAGCAUGUGGCGGAUGCUGGCGAUUCCCCAGACAGCAGCCUGCCUCGCGAAGAAGCGGUUCAUGAUGCACUGCACUUGCAAGACUCCGUGGUCGCAAGCAUCGAGGACAGUCUGGGCAUGCUGGAAGAGCAACAGCAGCUCCAGGCGGCCCCCAUGCAGUCUUUGCAGAUUGCCGCUGACGCGUCGCCUUCGCUCGAGGAGCGCGGCGUCUGGAAACAAAGAGAGAGAUUGGAGGAGCAGGAUUUCCAGAAUCUGUCGCCAAUCGCAUCAGCUUCAAAGUGUCAGGAUGAGGCGGACCAUGUCGUUGUCACGGAGGUGCAGCCUGAGGUCGAGAGAAGCUGCGCUGGAGACAGUGGGCACGGCACAGCCGCCGAGUUCUUCGACAUCUCCAGCGAUGUCAGCGAUGUCGAGAGAGAUUGCUCUGAGUCUUCACGCGUUGCCGACAUCUGCAACUCCCGGCGACCAGCAUCGGCGCAAGCUCAAGAUCAGCCAGAUGGCCUAUCGCACUUGACAAUGCCUGAUCAAGUCCCCGAGCACUUCGUCAUCUGCGAGCUUGAGCCAUGCGGGCCAGGAGGAAUUCCAGGCGCAUCUCCAGGAAAUGCUGCCCCCCAGAACUUGGUGCUGACACAGACCCUCCCGCAGGAUCAAGCACAUAGUGUGUCGCAAGUGGCAGAGGACCCCCAAGCCGAUUCCAUGGACAGCCAGCUGAAGGAUCCGCCCGCUGCCAUGGAACGCCAAGCAAGCAAAGCAAGUGACUAUUACAGCCAGUAUGGAGAUUUGUACUUUGAUGAGGCCAACCUGAUUGAGAAUGGGAACCACGUGCUGGUGGGAUACAUCAUGAAGCCGAAGGAGGGUCACGGCUAUUUGGAAACAGCCGUGCAGUUUGCCUCCGAGGCUUGCCCAAGCACAUCCGACGAUUUUGAUUCUUUGGACGCGCACGUUUAUGACAUCGAUCCGGAGAGUGAGAAGAUGAAGAUUGCGUACCCUGUCCAGCUGUUUGGGCACGAUGCCAGCAUCACUUGCUCGUUCUUCAACUUGGGCAUCGGCAACAAUCAAAGCAUGGAGGAGGCGGAGUACAGCCGAAUCAAUGACUUCUACUUGCCGCCACGGUUUCUGCGUCUGUACGAUGGACCUGAUGCAAAUGUAGAGGGUGCCUGGCGCACUAUGGGCCGCCGCGUCAACAAGGUCAAGCACCAUUGCCUGGCAGCUGACGGCACUCUCCAGCCGAUUCUUCGCCUUCUGCCCAAGCCUGCCCAUCCUAGCCUUGCGUUUUGGCAAGGACACCCUGAGGGUGAGCUGCUGGAUCAGAUGAGCGAGUGCCUCCCUGAGGUCGUCCAGGAAAUGGCGGCGUGCAUCAAGAAGGCUGGCCCAAGCAAGUCUCUCACAAAUGUGCUCGCCGUGGACAGCCAGAUGCUCGACCGUGGCAAGUACAUUUUAUCGCAGUUCGCACCAGUCUUCAAGAGUUAUGCGCUCCUGGUUCGGAGCUACGUCGAAGGAGGUGCUGUCACGGACACCCAGCCCCAGGGAGGCUACACAGCAUUUGUUCAUACCAAGCUCUCUCAAGUCAUUGGGGCUCCCGACAUCCACGCCGGUGUGGCCGACGUGCCUGAUGUCCAGGACAGGCUGGACACGCUGGAAGAGCAGCAGCUCCAGGUGGCCCUCGGCCGGUCUUUGGCAAAGACUGCUGCCGAGUCGCCUUCGCUCGAGGACCUUCCAGCCACUGGACCAGCCCAAGAGCCUUCCACCCACACGAGCAAGAGGGCGCCAGCCUCAGCCAGAUCUCCAUGUACCUCGAAUGCUGGUGAGGCUGCAAUCCAUGGGCUCCAGGCCGUGGAGGAAGAGGCAAGCACAGGGGAGCAGAAGGAGGCUGCCAAUGUCGUAGCAGCUCUUGACGAAGGGCAGACUGCUGAGCCUGGCUUGCGUAGCCUGGCAGAUGCUGGCGCAUUGCACAUGCAAGACUCCGCAGAAACAAACUGCCAGGCUUUUUCAGUCGCCCAGGUUCCCCCACUUCCGGUCAUGGAGGAGGCAAGCACAGGGGAGAAUACGGAGGCUGGCUUGCGUGGCCUGGCGGAUGCUGGCGAUGCCCCACCAGGCAGCCUGCCUUGUGAAGAAGUGGUUCGUGGCGCAGUGCACGUGCAAGACUCCGCAGUAACAGACUGCGAGGCUUUUUCAGUCGCCCAGGUUCCCCCACUUCCGGUCAUGGAGGAGGCAAGCACAGGGGAGAAUACGGAGGCUGGCUUGCGUGGCCUGGCGGAUGCUGGCGAUGCCCCACCAGGCAGCCUGCCUUGUGAAGAAGUGGUUCGUGGCGCAGUGCACGUGCAAGACUCCGCAGGAAUAGGCAACGAGGACGGCCGUAGCCAAGUUUUUGGUUUUCUGGUGCUGGGGGCUUGCAGGGCACGACUAGAAAUGGAGAAGAAGCGUUUGCUGCGGCGUUUGUAG